Podarcis lilfordi (Lilford's wall lizard) is the source of this 873-nucleotide messenger RNA. The record is from the annotation of a GenBank genome assembly. Lineage: Eukaryota; Metazoa; Chordata; Lepidosauria; Squamata; Lacertidae.
AUGUGUGGAAUCAACACGGAGGAGGAAACAAAGAUCCCCUGGGGUUGGAAAGCCCCAUGGAAAAGAAACAACACUCAGAUCUCAAGUGAAGAUUGGAAGCAACGACUGCCCCAAAGCAUAAUUAUUGGAGUGCGGAAAGGAGGCACGCGAGCCCUGCUGGAGAUGCUGAGUCUGCAUCCCCAGGUGGCAGCUGCCCAUUCCGAGGUGCAUUUCUUCAAUGUGGAGGAGAAUUACCGCAAAGGACUUGGUUGGUACAGUCAGCAGAUGCCUAUUUCACACCCCACUCAAAUCACCGUGGAAAAGACACCAGGCUAUUUUUCGUCUCUCAAAGCCCCGGAAAGGAUCCAUGCUAUGGACAACUCAAUGAAGCUCCUGCUGAUUGUACGGGACCCUGUGGAAAGGUUGGUGUCUGAUUACACACAAAUCCUUCACAACCGCAAGGCACGGCACAAGCCCUACCAAGCUCUAGAGCAGAUUCUCUUGAGGCAGGGCCAGGAACUUAACACCCGGUACAAAGCCAUGCAGCGCAGCCUAUAUGCCUUACACCUGGCUCGGUGGCUGGAGUUCUUUCCCCGGUCACAGAUUCACGUGGUGGAUGGAGGCACCCUGAUCCGGGAGCCUCUCUCAGAGAUGCGCCACGUAGAGCACUUCUUGGGACUGGAGCCUUACCUUGGCCCAGACAACUUUUACUUCAACCAGACCAAGGGCUUCUACUGCCUACAAGCAAAGGGGUAUCAGCACUGCCUAGACCAAUCCAAAGGACGACCUCAUCCCACUGUUGAUGAAGUACUGCUUGAGCAACUCUGCACCUACUUCAGUGAGCACAACGAGAACUUCUUUGCCAUGGUGGGUCGAACGUUCAACUGGUGCUAA